Messenger RNA from Haplochromis burtoni (Burton's mouthbrooder), 4594 nucleotides. RefSeq names its product leucine-rich repeats and immunoglobulin-like domains 1 (gene lrig1). Gene Ontology annotation, molecular function: protein binding. NCBI's taxonomy places the organism in Eukaryota, Metazoa, Chordata, Actinopteri, Cichliformes, Cichlidae. The transcript is spliced from 18 exons. Bases 767 to 3904 code for a protein of 1045 amino acids. The record is from RefSeq and is a predicted model, not a curated record.
GGGAAAAACUCAUGGUGGUACUGAACGCUCAGAAGGAGGAGGAGGGGGUACUCAAUUUAGCUAUUAAUCGCAUCGUCGAGAUUUUGUGACCACAGACUGUACCUGAUAAGCAGCUGGUGGAGAACACCGGGCGUGCGGGGGGUUUAAAGUUGGAUGUAUUCGACCGCCGCGGUAUGGACGACAUGCAACGUUCGGCUUGAGAGACCAGCGCUGGAGUUUUCACCACUGUUCCUGCGAGCCCGAAAUUGUUUCCUACAUAUUCAAAUUUCUGGUUUCGUCUGGCAGUUUUCUUUUGCUUAGUGUUUACUUUUUUGUGCUACUCCGCUGAUCAACUGUUACUUUGAGAGGUGUACAGGCGCAGUGUCCUUUAACGUCUGACUGUUGCAUGUUUUCAGAGGUCGGCAAAAGCAAUAUCACUACUGACAAACUACAUUUAGCCUUUUAUGCACAAAGUUUGGAGAGUUAAAGGAGUUCGCUGUAGCAGAGUUUCGCUGCUAGUCCGUGAUUUACCUUUCAUUAUUUUUUUUAGCCCGCCUCGGACGCUAGAGGAGAAAGUUGGAAGUGGGGGACUUGUGUCAGAGAUGAAUGUUUCUGGGGCGGAAAACAUUUGGCUGCCCCAAAGUUGUCCGUGCUAGCAUCUUUAGUACAAGAGGACAAUUAAUGCGUUAUAACGAGCUUUCGUUUUUUUUCGUAGCCACAUUAAAGACACCAGGUUGUGGGCACCGGGAGAGAGCUCAGCAGCCGCGCUAUUAAAACUGGAUACAAAAUGGCGGCCUUCCUGGGACGAUUUGGAUAUCUGUCUCGGUGUAUUUUUUAUUUAAUUUUGUCGGUCGAAUUCUUUCAAAGUUACGGAUUGAGUUCAGACACACCAUGUGCCCAGAACUGUACCUGCAGUGGCGACUCAGUGGACUGUAGUAAUCUGGAGCUGACGGCGACGCCUUUGGACCUUCCAGUUCGGACUGUUUCCUUAAAUCUCGGCUACAACAAACUGACUUCCAUCAGUCCUGAAGCCUUUGCCAACCUUCCCAACUUGAGAGAGCUUCGGCUAGACCACAAUGAGCUGACCUCCAUACCAGAUUUAGGACAGGCUGCAUCCAAGAUUGUGUCCCUCUACCUACAUCAUAAUAAGAUUCGCAGUAUUGAUGGCAGGCGGACUGGGGAGCUGCUUUCUGUGGAAACCCUGGACCUGAGCAAUAAUGACAUUACUGAGCUGCGAGGACAGUGCUUCCCUGCAGGCCUCCAUAUCCGAGAUCUGUACCUCAGUAACAACAAGAUCAAUGUGUUGGAGCUUGGAGCUCUGGACCAUUUGGGCGAAACCCUACAGGUUCUAAGACUGAGCCGAAACCGCAUCAGCCAGAUCCCCGUGAAAGCCUUCCAGCUCCCGAGGCUCACCCAGCUUGAGCUGAACAGGAACCGUAUACGCCAAGUGGAGGGUCUAACCUUCCAGGGUUUAUCCAGCCUGGAGGUGCUCAAACUACAAAGGAACAGCAUCAGCAAACUGACUGACGGAGCCUUCUUUGACCUGGCUAAGAUGAAAGUCCUGCACCUGGACUACAACAGCCUGACAGAGGUGAACAGUGGCUCGCUUUACGGACUGACUUCCCUGCAGCAGCUGUUCCUCAGUAACAACUCCAUAGCACGCAUCAAUCCUGAUGGGUGGAAGUUCUGCCAGAAGCUAAGGGAGCUGAAUUUGUCUUACAACAACUUAACUCGUCUGGAUGAAGGGAGUCUGGCAGUGCUCGGGGAUCUCCACACCCUCCGGCUGGGCCACAACUCUAUCAGCCACAUCAACGAGGGAGCCUUCAGAGGCCUCAAGGCUUUACGCAUCCUGGAGCUGGACCAUAACGACAUCUCAGGCACAAUAGAGGACACCAACGGGGCCUUCUCUGGAUUGGACAGCCUCAUCAAGCUGACUCUGUUUGGAAACAAGAUCAAAUCCGUGGCCAAGAAGGCCUUCUCUGGCUUGGAUACCCUGGAACACCUGAACGUGGGGGAGAACGCUAUUCGCUCCAUUCAGCCCGACGCCUUCACUAAGAUGAGGAACCUCAAAAGCCUUCUCAUUCAAAGCAACAGCUUGCUGUGUGACUGCCAGCUCCACUGGUUGCCCGACUGGUUGGUGGCACGUGGUUUGCAGGUCGGUAUCAAUGCCACCUGCGCCCACCCGGAAAGUCUGAAGGGAAAGAGCGUCUUUGAGGUUCCGCCCAGCAGCUUUGUGUGUGACGACCUCCCCAAGCCUCAGAUCACCGUACAGCCGGAAACCACAAUGACAGUCCUCGGCAGUGACGUUCGUCUCACCUGUACAGCUGCCAGCAGCAGCUCCUCCCCCAUGACCUUUGCCUGGCGCAAGGACCAGGAGCUCCUUCGUAACGCUGAGAUGGAGAACUACGCCCACGUGCGUGCUCACCACCAGGCCGCGACACCAGAUCUGCCGGGAGGAGGAGGCGUGAUGGAGUACACUACGAUUCUCCACCUGCGCCGCGCCACUUUUGCCCACGAGGGUCGUUACCAGUGCAUCAUCACCAACCACUUUGGCUCCACCUACUCGAGCAAGGCCAGACUCAUCGUCAACGUUCUUCCAUCCUUCAUCAAGACUCCCAGGGACAGCACCAUCCGAACCGGCCACACUGCCAGGCUGGAGUGUGCUGCAGAGGGUCACCCGGCACCUCAGAUCGCCUGGCAGAAGGACGGCGGCACGGAUUUCCCCGCCGCCCGCGACCGCCGGAUGCACGUCAUGCCCGACGACGACGUCUUCUUCAUCACGGACGUCAAGCCGGUGGACAUGGGCGUGUACAGCUGCACUGCCAAAAACACAGCUGGCACCGUCUCUGCUAAUGCCACCCUCACCGUACUGGAAACGCCCCACCUGGCUCAGGACCUUGAGGACCGCAGCAUUACUGUCGGGGAGACGGUGGCGCUGCAGUGCAAAGCUCUCGGCAGCCCGCCCCCGCGCAUCACCUGGCUGCACAACGACCAACCGCUGCGCCCCUCCGACAGACACCACUUCACGCCGGGAAACCAGCUGCUUGUCAUCGGCUCCGCCUUGCUGAAGGACGCCGGGCGCUACACCUGCCUCAUGUCCAACACUCUGGGCACAGAGCGCGCCCACAGCCAGCUGGUGGUGACUGAGCGCAGGAACGCUUGCGCCACACCGACAGGUCCGAGCACCGUUACUAUAGGGAUCAUCGUCAUCGCUGUGGUUACGAGUAUUGUGGUGACAUCGCUGGUGUGGGUGUGUAUCAUCUAUCAGACGAGGAAGAAGAGCGAAGAGUGCAGCGUGACCAACACAGAUGAGACGAUCGUUCACCCAGAUGUAUCCAGCUACCUCUCCUCCCAGGGGACUCUGUCCGAGCGGCAGGACAUGUGCAUCCGUGUGGAGACCGGCGGUGGCCCUCAGCCCAACGGACACGUUGUAGACACCACAGGUUUCGACAGCACAGUGCUGUGCACAGAUUGUAUGGAGAAUGGCAACAGCUACUCCAAAGAUCCCGACUACCUGGCACACGGGUUUGGUCCUGCUGCAGGCAUGGAGUACCAACAGCAGCUUAUUCCACCACCCUACUCUUACUGUUACCCCGGGGAGCAGCACGACACUGGGUCACACACAACCCCACUCUGCAAUGGGACCCCCAGCAGGAUCCGAAAGAACUCUGAAGGAUCAGUGUUUCCAAAAAACCAUAAUACAACACUGAACCAACACGAUAGAAAAGCAGUGAGCAAAGCGGGACAGACCAAGACAUCGCAGGAAGACUCCUUCCACAAGCCGGUGAAGCUGGCCAGCGUGACGAGCCACGGACACAUCGACACGGACUGCGAGCCUGAGCUCAGGCAGACUCUGCUGUCCAAUGGACACGCCCUCAGAGCCUCUCAGAAUGAGAGCGCCUCUCUAAGGAGAGCCAGUGACUAGCAGCCCCAAAAAUGUGGACCGAUAUAUACAAUAAUUUUUUUUCUUGCACUGGGAAAUAACCUGCUACCUCAUAUCGAGGCAAACGGUCCCGAGCCUCCUGCAUCUGAACUGACGGAGGAGAGGAGGGGGGAGGGGCAUCCGGAGUUUGAAGGCGGAGCUUGUGUGGGGGGCGUCCCAUCUGAGCGUAUCAGCUGUACAUAGUUAAAAACCUUCCUUUGGGAGGUGGCCGCUAAAAAAAAAUAAAAAUAAAAAUUUUAGCUGCAAAAAAGAGAAAAAAAAAAAGAAAAAAAUGUGACUUGCAUUUGAAGCAUGUAAAUGUAGGGAAUCUUGUACAAUAUGUAUGUGCAGGGGGACUAAAAAGAGAAAUAUGCCUUUUGGACUUUUUUUUUUGACUGUACAUAAGAGUUUUCUUAUAUAUUAUAUAACUUUUACAAAAAAGAGUGUUUAAAUAUAUGUGCAUGGCAAAGAAAGGAGUGAUGGUAUUUUUAUUUUUCUUACAACAAGAAAAAAAACAGCCUUUUUUCAGCUUUUACCAACAUUCAGCUGCAGUGCCUUAUUGCAUGAUCAAAGAAAACUCAAGUUGUAAUAGCAUAUAUCCAGAGACUGUUUCUGUGAGAGAUCCUGGUACACUUUUUAUCGCAAACAAAACACUUGAUCGCACUUGAAUGUUUUACACUUUUUUUUUUUUUU